Struthio camelus australis is the source of this 7134-nucleotide messenger RNA. NCBI's taxonomy places the organism in Eukaryota, Metazoa, Chordata, Aves, Struthioniformes, Struthionidae. The record is from RefSeq and is a predicted model, not a curated record.
UUUCCAUCCCUAUGCCAAUUGGGAUGAAACUCAUUUUGGGAAGAUGGGAAGUUACUACAUUAAUCGCACCUUCUUCUUUGAUGUCCACCCUCCUUUGGGGAAGAUGCUGAUUGGACUUGCUGGCUACCUUAGUGGAUAUGAUGGUACAUUUCCUUUCCAAAAGCCAGGGGACAGAUAUGAACAGCACAACUAUGUGGGAAUGAGAGGGUUCUGUGCGUUCCUUGGCUCUUGCCUGGUUCCCUUUGCCUACCUCACAGUACUAGAACUGUCCAAGUCACUACCUGCAGCCUUACUCACAGCUUUCAUCCUUGUUUUUGAUACGGGCUGUAUUACUUUGUCCCAAUAUAUUCUGCUUGACCCCAUUCUGAUGUUCUUCCUCAUGGGGGCUGUUCUGAGUAUGGUGAAAUGUAACACCUGUGCAGAUAGGCCAUUUUCCACCUCCUGGUGGUUCUGGCUGAGCCUGACUGGAGUGAACCUUGCUGGAGCAAUGGGGGUGAAGUUUGUUGGCCUUUUUGUAGUCUUGUUGGUUGGCCUGAACACAGUCUAUGAUCUUUGGGACUUGCUGGGGAACCUCAGCCUAUCACUGGUCAUGUUUGGGAGGCAUUUACUGGCUCGAGUGCUCUGCCUCAUCCUGCUCCCGCUUGCCCUCUACACGGCUAUGUUUGCUGUUCAUUUUGCUGUUUUAAAUAAAAGUGGGCCUGGGGAUGGUUUCUUCAGUUCUGCCUUUCAGUCCCAGUUGAUCGGGAACAAUCUUCAUAACGUCUCUGUUCCAGAGUACUUGGCUUAUGGUUCUGUGGUCACAAUGAAGAACCUUCGGAUGGCAGGGGGAUACCUUCACUCACACUGGCACCUUUACCCAGAGGGUGUAGGAGCCCGCCAGCAACAGGUCACUGCCUACUUGCAUAAAGAUUUGAAUAACCUGUGGAUUAUAAAAAAACAUGAUUCAAAUACAGCAGAUCUAUCAGACCCCUCCAGCCCUGUGGAGUUCGUGAGGCAUGGAGAUAUUAUCCGCUUGGAACAUAAAGAAACUUCUAGAAAUCUCCACAGUCACCAGCAUGAGGCUCCCCUGACAAGGAAGCAUUUUCAGGUCACUGGCUAUGGAAUAAACGGAACAGGAGACGCCAAUGAUUUCUGGAGGAUUGAAGUGGUGGGCAGAAAGACUGGGAAGCUCAUAAAAGUCCUACGGAGUCAGAUCCGGCUAACCCACGUUGCCACAGGAUGUAUAUUGGGCUCUUCUGGAAAAACACUGCCCAAAUGGGGUUGGGAACAAGUGGAGGUUACUUGCACGCCCUAUCUGAAGGAGACUCCCAAUUCCCUCUGGAACGUUGAAGAUCAUAUCAACCCUAAGUUGCCCAACAUCAGUCUGGAUGUUUUGAAGCCCUCUUUUGUAGAAAUUCUCCUAGAAUCCCACAUGGUUAUGAUCCGGGGAAACAGUGGCCUCAAACCAAAGGACAAUGAAGUUACAUCCAAACCUUGGCACUGGCCCAUCAACUACCAGGGCCUGCGUUUUUCUGGUGUCAAUGAGACAGAUUAUCGGGUUUAUUUGCUGGGAAACCCGGUGAUUUGGUGGCUAAAUUUGGUCUCUAUUGGAUUGUAUCUUCUGAUAGCAAUUUCCACCACAGUGGCCCUGAAGAGAGGUGUCCAGCUGACAUCUCAACUCAAAGAACUGUCCCAAGUCUUGCUACGUGGCGGAGGGCAGAUUACACUGGGCUGGCUCCUUCAUUAUCUCCCUUUCUUUAUGAUGGGCCGAGUUCUCUACUUUCACCACUACUUCCCUGCCAUGCUUUUUUCCAGCAUGUUGACAGGAAUCACCUGGGACACAUUACUGAAAUUCUGUACUGGGUUCCUGUCAUCCAGCACUACAGCUAGAAAAGCAUAUGGAGGGGGAAUUCUGGUACUGGUUCUGAUUAUCAUGUACAGCUUCUACCUCUUCCAUCCUCUGUCCUAUGGGAUGAUAGGACCUAUGGCCUCGGACCCGAGCAGCCCCAUGGCAGGGCUCCGGUGGAUGGACUCCUGGGAGUUCUAGAGCCAGCAAAGGGAGCUUGGAAGUAGAGACUGAGAAAUGUGAGAGCUGCUGCCUGUCAGGCUGAUAGUGGGGCUUUGGAGACAUGUGACUAUAAUAUGCCUUCUCUGGAGAACUCUGGAUCUAGUAGCCCUGUUGCUUUGGCAUUUGUUUGCAUUGGCUGCUUUGGAAGAUGCAGAGGAUGACCAUCUGAUGAAGACUCAAUUCAUGAAUCUUUUAAGUUAUGUUCCUGGGCAACCGGAUGCUUACAUCUCAGUUCUUAUGAGCAAUAUAUCAGUCAAACAGCAGUGGUGUUCCAGUAGUGAGACCAGUACAAGUCAUGGGGUAUGUGUGGUCUCACAUUCACAUGUGUGGAUGUGUGUGUGUGUCUUCUUUCUUGUAAUCCAAGUACCAUUGCAGUUCGGGAGCCAGAGAGUGUCUGAGACAUGAGGAUUUUUUAAUCAUAUUUAACAGCCUUUAUUACAGCAAGUUUUUUUUUUUUAAAGCUUCAUAUAAGUAUCUGGGGUUCUCUAUACCACUCUGCCCUGUCUGCCUACAUUUUUUUGUGCUGACCCUGUACUUUUAGAAUUUGACAGAACUGAAAGGGUAUCCACUUGAAAUCUCCCUGAGCCACUGUGCCUUGCCCGUCUCUCAGGCCCUUUGCAGACAGAGGAGGUGGAGGUGGUUUGUUUAUCCCCGUAUAUUGCCUUGCUUGCUGGACACAUUUAACCAUUUAUAAUGAUUACCCGGCAAGCCUCUACUCACAGUCAGACUGUUCCAGCUCAGCACUUUGCAGUUUCGUACAGAACAGCAAAGAAGCUACAAAGAAAACUAUAAUGGAAGCAGCAGGUAAUUUAUUUCCUGCCGCAGUGUCCUGUGAAGACUGGCCCCCUUGGGGUGUGCUAGGAAUUAAAAUGCUAGCUUGGAAAUUUUACUGACAGCUGUCAUUCACCUUUUGAUCCUAGCUGUUCCAAUGCCAGUACCUGUACUUUUAGGAGGAAGGUGUCGUCUUAGUGAACGUGGCAUCUGCAAAACUGGCUGUCAGUGCCCAGGGUACUUGCACGCUAUACUGGGCAAGUUCCCUCUCAUAGAUGGCUGACCAUCUUAAGUACUGCAUUGAAGAAAAUGUGAUACGACGCAAAAAUUAUUUACUUGUUACGUGUCAAGAGUCAUUGGAUGUUGAAUCUACUCCUUCCUAGAAAGCAGAAUACUUUUUAUCAGUUAUUGAUUCCUUUCUCCUCUGUUAUGCCCCUUUUUGUAAAUGUUCCUUUCAUUCAGUCUUCCACCCUUUCCUGAAUUUCAAUUUCUUGUCACAAUUUACUGUUACUACCUUGUAGCAUCCAAAGCAAAUGACACUUAAAGCCCAGCUGUGUUUCUGUCUCAAGAAGUAAUAUUUUGUAUAGGUAUUAAGGACCUCAAGCCUGUCAUCUCAGAGUCCUUGUCUGGCUUCUCAGGCUUGCAUCAAAAUGAUGUGUACUAGGAGAGCCACAGGUGAAUGGGUCUGUUUUCAAACAUGAAUUGUGCAUUCUUUCUCUUACCGAACCUAGAAUUCUAAUGUAUUUCCUGCAACACAGAAGAGCUUUGUGUUAUCAUCUCCAAGAUAGUUAUUCUGUGUACAAGACUGAGACUCCAAUCAGGCUUGCUUUCAUUUGUCUUUAAUAGAGGAUCCAUAAGAUUGUUCAGUAAGGCAGCUGCUUGCUAUUGUAAGGUUCUAGCUUGGUGUAUCACAUCUCCCUCCAGAAGCUGACUUCUGUAGAAACCAUCUCAGAUGGCAUGGAUGUAUGCUUUUGAUUCUAAAGGUUUUGAAUUAAUCACCUGCUGAUAAUUCAUGGUGGGAAGUCAUUACGCUAAUUAGCUACUGGGUUUGAUGAUUCUUUUCCAUUUGCUAUUGCAGGAAGUGCUCCCACCUGCCUAAGCCUGGGCUUCACAGAGAUGAUAAAUAGGCAAGAAGGGUGAGGGAGAAGGCUGCAAACUUCUUCAAAUCCUGCUUGGUCUGACAGAAGUUAAAGCAGCAGCUGCAAAUUGUUAACUGUUGGCAACAUGACAGGCAGACAGUGCGCUGCUACAUUUGUAGAAAUGUGAUUCAGCAUCCUCUCCUCUUCGUGAUGUUAUCUGCUUAAUGCCUUGCUAUCAUGAAUAUGAGCUUUCUACACAGUGGUCCCAUUUGCCAUGGGGAGGAAUUGCCGCAGAGGCUGAUGAAAGAUAUGCAUUAAAGUGUAGGGGUUUUUUAGCACAUAUGAUCACACACUUACCAUAAACACUUAUCUGAAAAAUUAAGACAUUUGUGAGUGUUUUGGAGAGACAAUUUCUAAAGUUCUUUACUCAUCAACUUAAAUCUGUGAGGAGUUAAAAAUCAGCUCAGCAACCUCAGUUACUGCAGUGGUUAUGAAAGGGUCAGCUUUGUAGGAGCUGCCUGAGGAGGAGAUGAGCCAGUGUCUUCCUUAGUCAGAGCCCUGUCUCCUCUAUUGCUGAUAACCUUUCUAGCAGGGAUGGCAGCUGAGGUUAAACUGGCCAGCUGAAAGUGACAUCUAUCAUGCUCACAUUCAGCUUCCUAUGCACAAACUCAGCUUCUGUUUCAAUACGAACAAAGGGUUAUUUUAAUUUAGUAUGGACAAUUUGGAAAUCUGCUGUCGAGAGCACUUGAUGAGCACUGGGGGCUGAUCCAUUUCUUAGGUCUUGUGCACUAGUAGUGGGAUGGAGGCAUACAUUGGAAAAAAAUCUAGAUAUCCCACAAGAGGGAGCAGCCUCCAGCAGGAUUUCUUUUUUCUUCUGGAAUUAAGAGUAUUGAAAGGUCUACAUUUGAAGACUAGAGGGCAGACAUUGAAAGGACAUGCAUUUCAUAUGCAGCCAGCCUCUGGACUCCAAGGGUUGAAUUUUCAAGAAAAUGUAAAUUGAUGUUGCUCUAUUUUCUUUCAGUAGAGAAAGAUUGAGAAUUUAUCUUAGCUGAGAAUUUCUCCCUCAAUAUUUGCUUCUCAAAAAAAAAAAAAAAAACAAACUGUCAGGCAGUAGUUGAAAACAAAAUAAUAGCCUGUAUUUUGUGAGGCCGGUAAAAUAUAAUGAUGCUGAUCCCCUUACUGACGCUGACACUGCGUUAAAUGUCUCAGAGUAGCGCAGACUUGAAGCAAUAGGAGUCUUCUCUUCUGUUUUCUGAGUGCAGUUUGAGCUGUUGCAGUUCAGUUUUCCCAUUCCUGUUUGUGGAACGAGUUCAGGUUCAUCUUGAGGACUGCUUAUUAGUCCUCUUCCCCUGCCAUGUGGAAGAUAGCUAAUGGUGCUUUCCAAGGCCAGAAGAUGCUGCUAUCUAGAGCAGCUGCUCUCUGUGAGGUUUGCCUGACAGGGCUUCUUUUAUCGCUAGGAAAGUAUUUCCUCAAACUGUGUAUCUGUGGAUUCAAACUGCAAAAAGCUGCAGGCUUCCAGAUUCCCGUUUCAGAUUUUUUUUUUUUUUCUAUGUAAACUCUGUUUUCACCUCUUCAGUCUUUGGUGGAUAGACAGGAGGGCUCUAGGCACAUCCAGCUUAUCCUAGACAGUCCAUCCCUCUGAAAAAGGUUUUGUUAGCAGUUGUUUCAGGACGACCAUACACACCUAUUCCUGCAGCAGCAACUGGUCUGUUUCCAGGGAGUGGGCUACUCAUGCUAUGAGACAGAGGUGUGACUUUGAGGAGGAUGUGAGUGAGGAUUUCUUUGCCCAGGUUGCCUUUGCUCCAGGUGGAAGACUUGGUAUGUCAUGCACUGGUCACCAGCAUUAUUCACAGGCCUUGGAGUGGGAAAGCCACCACCAUUCUGGUCUGCAGAUAAUUUUCUUUUUGCAUCUUAAUUGGAUGGGCUUGUUGUUGCACAGAGGGCAUUAAUAUCUUCCUUUUUAUAUCCCCAUUCUGUUCCUUCCACUUCUUUGAGUACUGCCCAAAGCACAGGACAUUUCUUUGCUUCUCCUCUGGUCUUUAGGCUGUGUAUCCAUUUCUUACAAAGUGUGUCUGAAAAAAGGAUACCACUGGACUCCUUAUAGUAUCCUCAGUGAAUAAAUACCUGCCACCUGCACUGACAGCAAAUACGGAACCUUGUUACAGAAAGGUAAAAAGAAGUGUUACUGGAGAGUUCGUAGGGCAGGGUUUUUCUGCCAAAGGUACACAGGAGGGACAGUUGGCAAUCUUCUUCAGGGGACGUGAGUGUGAACCAACUGCCAGUGUGGAAGCACAGACAUUUACCUGAAGCUCUCAGCUGUUGCCUGGCUUAGUGACUUUCCUUUCAGAGCUAUGCCUGUGUGACUUACACUCUGGGUUGGUACUCUGUGUACCGGUACCAUUAGAAUGCUGUUUCCUCCUCUCAAGUCCCUGCUGGCAAAGUGAACACCUCCUCAGCAGUGGCCUUCCUCUCCACCAGCUCAACGUGGGUAAGACUUUUUCCCCUUUACAGCAAGUGACCUCUCUGCCGUUAGCCAAGUGUAUAUCAUGAAAGAUAAAAUGUGUGGACUGUUGCAACAUCAUAAGGCUCUUUCUGGCUGGGAAGGGAAAUUUGGGAAUAAGAACACUACCUCCAUAGCAUACUUGCUCCCUUUAGGGAGCUUGUGGGUUGCAAGUAGUCAGGACUAAAAAUUGGCCUUUUCUUCUUCAAGGCGCUAACAUCCGGGUUUCACGGUUGCUUGUGAGUUGCUUUACUUCUUAAAUUCCCUCAUGCCCUUUUUCUUGGAUGUCAAGGGCUAUUGAAUGUCACAGAUAAUAGCUGAGGAAGAGGAAAUAUUCGUACUAAAACCGCUAUUGCUGAAUUGGUAUUUCGUCCUAAAACUUCGGCAAGUAAGGUUGUGUUUUACAAGGGGAGCUGUUCAGAGCCAUACUUCAAGAACUUAGCCCUGAUUGAACAGGCUAAGUUUGGGGCAGUGGUGGUGAGAGGGGUUCUUUUGUGAUUCUGUCCUGUAUUCUGAACCUUUCUUACUAAUGCUGUUAGUACUAGUGUCUGUCCAUCUGUCUGCAUCAGUCCAUGAACUGACUGUCUUCUCAUUCUUCUGAGGUAUGGUUACUGCACUGUACAGUAGGGAUGGGAGAAUGCUUUCUUGAGCUAUAAUGUGUUUUGUACAGGAACUCAUGGAAAAUGAAGUAGAAUUUGGAAUUUAAUUUUGUAAUAAAUAGCUCUUCUUUCAAACAC